GAACAGGAAGGGUCUGAGCUGAGGUUUUUUUUUUUUACUGAGAAGGAAUAGAGAGGAGACUGCACUGAUAUGGGUGAGUCUCAGUCGAGGUCCAUGAUGCUUCACCAUCAGGACCAACCUCUGAACUCAGCCUACGGAGGCUCCGACAACGGCUCUUCCUCCUCGCUGCGAAACAGGAAGUGUGACAAAGACGGCAACUUCAACUUCCUGCCUGGCAAAGAUGAUGAAAACUUCUCCAUGACGGGAAACAGCGGAGGGGGAGACGAAAACCGAAACCAGGUGCGUCCUCGUAACUUGGGCCCGUUGGGUCGCGACCCUCCGAACUCUUCCUCCUCGUCCCCCGGGUAUCACAACACGGCGGUCGUGUCGCCCCGCUCCCGCCUGCCCUGCUGGAGAACCCUCGAGCCUCUGCCGGAAAUCGAGAGCGGGGAUGACGGGUACGGCCGAGUGCCCCCCGACGGAGCGGAGGAAAGGAGGAUGGAGGAAGAGGAGGUGAGGAUGAUGAUGAUGAUGAGCCAGAAUGAGGAGAAGCAGAGAGAGAAAAGGGAGCUGCAGAAUAGGAAAGGCAGCUCGGGUUCCAGAGGAAGAGAGAAAGACGAGGAAGAGGUGGAGCUGGAGGAUAACGACGAAUGGGGAGACAGCGACUCUGAGUCUGAGUUCAGCUACCGGUCUGGCAGCAGCAUGCCCUCCCUCAACUUGGAGAGUGGAGGUGAAGGGAUGCUCAUGGGAGGCUGGGACCGCAUCGGUGUCGGGGAACCCAAAUCUAACCACCAGGAGAACGACGUGACCAGAAACAGCAACAGAGAUCCGGCUGAGAGAAAGCAAAGCUGUAGCCGCAAGUCGCUGACAGGAAGCAACCUGGGAAAUCUUCUGGAGGAAGGAGCGGAAGAGCAAGAUGAAGAUCAGUCGUCAGACUCAGACGGCGAGUUGCCAGAGCUGAUGGACACCGUCUGGACGCUGCGGGACCGCGAGCGCUUCAAAGCUCAGGAGAUGGAGAAACACCAGGUGCAGCUAACCAUGUACCGCCGGCUGGCGCUGAUCCGCUGGGUCCGCACCCUGCAGGGCCGCAUCCAGGAGCAGCAGAACCGCCUGCAGUCCAGCUUCGACGUCAUCCUCACACACAGGAAGGAACUGCUGCGUAUGGGCGCCGCCGUGGCCACCACCGCCGCGCCCGCCGCCGCUGUCGGACAGUCGUAGAGAGAGAGAGAGAGAGAGAGAGAGGGGAGGCACUGGAACAGGAAGUGGUUAACAGAGAGGGAACUCAAACUGCAUUUUUGCUCUGUUUGCUUCUAUCCUGAAGACAUUUUCCCCUGAACACAAGACAAUCUCCAGUCAUUCUGUCUGAUGUUUUUGAGUUUUCACACUCAUGUUGCUGAUUGUAAUGACAAAAAAACUUGUUUUUUUAUUGAUUUUCAUUAUGAUGUCCCACCCAGAUGAUCAAUAAAUGUAUCCAAGUCAUCUUAAAUCUUCCUCUAUAUCUACACCAAACCAAAAUUUAAAACUUAGGAUGUAUUCUGGUCAAAAUAAUGAGAUGCUUUGACACUAUAUGGUGGGAUUAAUAUGUUGUUUAUAUGAAAAAUGUUCAAUGUGUGUAUGCUGUGUUUGUUUGUCUUGACCUGUGAGUACCUGCCAUGCCAAAAAAAAAAAAGUAUUGGAAGAUAUCAUGUAGACUUUAACAGUGUUAUAGAUGAUUUAUACCUGGAAAUGAUGAAGCUGUAUAUAGAGAUA
Molecule: messenger RNA, 1728 nt
Organism: Thunnus maccoyii (southern bluefin tuna)
Lineage: Eukaryota; Metazoa; Chordata; Actinopteri; Scombriformes; Scombridae
Product: UPF0500 protein C1orf216 homolog
Exons: 2
Coding region: 70-1197 (375 amino acids)
Source: RefSeq, a predicted model, not a curated record